Messenger RNA from Westerdykella ornata, 2874 nucleotides. RefSeq lists its product as uncharacterized. NCBI's taxonomy places the organism in Eukaryota, Fungi, Ascomycota, Dothideomycetes, Pleosporales, Sporormiaceae. The record is from RefSeq and is a predicted model, not a curated record. The transcript is spliced from 3 exons. Gene Ontology annotation, cellular component: mitochondrial inner membrane. Bases 62 to 2830 code for a protein of 922 amino acids.
CAACCUCCGAUGGCAACCAUAACCAGACGUCGAUAAUAUAAUUUUUUUCGCUCUCACUCUGAUGAUUCCUUCCCGCACCUCUAGCGCCUUCGUAUGCCUCCGAUGUGAGCUCCAAUACGCACGCGGCAGAGUUCCUCGCACGCACGCGCGCCGACUCCCGCACUCGAAGUUUUCAACGUCUACCAUCCACCGCGAUGCUUUGGAUGAACUCGAUAAGGCCACCCAGGCCCCCUCCGAGGAAAACCACACCGCUGAAUUCUCUGAACACCCGAUUAUUCGCAUAAGAAGGCCCAAAGGACAAGCUGAAGUUCGAGAACGCAUUGCGCGGCUCGGCGGGUUGAAGAGGUUGGGUUCGGAUGCGGAGAUUCUUGUAAUCCGCGGACUGGAGCAGGGCUCGCACCGCUCGGAGGCCGCGCCUAAACCCUCGGAGCCAGAAGAGACGCCUUCAGAAACGGAUGCACCCAGUAUCCUCGCCUCGUUGGCCGCGGAGGGCGCGGUGGGACAAGAUGAAGUUAACCAGCAGCUCGAUAGUUUGCGACCCAAGUCGCAUUGCGCACCGGACGAGCCGAACUACAUUUCUGAAGCCGAGUUCAGGAAGCUGACAAAGGUGCUUGGGGAAGGCUUCACUGUCAAGCAAUUGGAGCGAUACCUUAAAGCUCGAAAAAGAAUGGCCUCUGAAGAGAAACAGGGCGCACAAGAGCUGAACGAGAAUCCAGAGGCAGGGCUUCUGAGCGACCAUCACUGCACCAAGCCCCUCCCGAGAGAUGUCCAGGGGCGGUCUCUCUGGACUCCCGGUACCUCUCCACUAAGUGAACGUCUUCCGAUACACGCCGGGAAACGCAAAAACAUGAAUCACCAUACGAAGAAGCGGCUGCUGGUGGACCGGAUUCUACGCAGCCUGUGGCGAACCGCGCCACUCGAGGAGGUUGAAUCUCCCGGUGAGAUCGAGCUGACGCUGAAACCGUGGCAGAUCCAGCUGUUGAACUUGUCGACUACGGCCGGAGGGAGUGAGUCGGGGACAACAUCCACAGCUCUAGAUCGUAUCGCCAAUCUACGUAAAGCCAGGAUUGAGAUCCCGAAGUCCUUCUCCGGAAUCCGCAUAACAGCGCCCAAAAGUAACGCAGAAUACGCCGCCGACGACAUAGCGGGUCUGUUGAAGAAUUCGGCAAAGGGGUCUUUCAGUCUCAGGGAUUGGUUGACGGGAAAGUUUCUCUCCUCCCGGGAUGGCCUGACGGAAGUAAGGACCAUGUUCCCCAAGGGCAGCUUAGAAACAAUAGAGAGGUUGAGCGGUGUGACUAUCGAGCGACCGAUAAACUCGACUUUGAAUUUGAAUAUUCGCGGCCUAGACAAGAACGCUGUGGAAGAAGCAAAGCGUAGCAUCAUCAGAUUGCUACCCUUGAGGGACUCUCGUACGUGGCACCUGGAGGCAGAUUUAAGAGAAGACGGUACCUUCCUUGCUCCAGUCGCCUUCAGGAACCACCUAGAAUAUCAGCACAGAGAAGUAGACCUUGGCCGUUGGACCGCCCGAAUCAAUAGGCAGGAGAAAGAUGGGAAGCACGAUAUUCAGAAAGCAUCAACAUCAGAUGCCGACAUUCAAGUUCUCCAGAAGAAAGUCUUGGAAGCGAUUGGACGCAAUUUUGAACCACCGCCACUCUUUCAUAGACCGCCCGGCCCGCAAUGGGAACGCUAUCCAACAAAUUCCUUGUCUGCCUCGUUCGGUCACAUCCUCUUUCCCAUCGGCGACACGUUACCCAAUCCCAGGUACUCCGCUCCCGUCUUCUCCUCCUCCAUCCCUGGCACCUCCAAAUUCCUCGCUUCAAUCGAAAACCCUCACUACACCGACAACCUCGAAUACAACUUUGUUCCGUCCCCACAUUCCCGCGACAACAAGCCCCAACGGCCCUUGCUUCGCUAUCCCACCCUCAGUCUCAAGAUCCGCGCCCAACCCGUACCAUCUCUCCGCGGCGUGACGCUAUCAUUCAGAAGACAUGACUACGACAUCCUCCUUCCCGGCCAUGCGACGGACCUGCGCCUCAGUGUCCGUCGAGACAUAAGGCUCCUGUUGCCCUUCGAGGAUCAGAACAUCAGAGCCUUUUAUGACGCCGUGUCCGAGAAUAUCCAGAGCAAAGGCAAAUUGACUGCCCCGGCUACCUUGAGACUCGGCAUCCCUACGUGGACCCUGGGCGCUACCUGGCUGGAGGGCGAAGAGCGGGACGAGGUGGAGGAGGUCACGUAUCUCUUCACGGGUAUCUCCCACCGCCAACAUCUCAACGGUCUCUGGGACGGCUACCGCGUAGCCUACCAUACCUCGCAAGAAGGGACACUGGGGCUGAAUAGCGGGCGAUUGAGUCUCUACUGGGAUCACGAGGCGAGCAGGAGGUCCGGAGGUGACGGCUUGAUGGGUUUUGUCGAGAAGGCGUUUAAGAUGGCGGAUGUGCUGACAGGGUUGGCGGGGGAUACCAUGCCGUUGAGGCAGUCUGUACCGGCUAGGCCGCGGAUGCAGAAGGAGAAUAAGGUGGGCGUGCAAGAGGGGUUGCAGGAGGCGAAGGAGACGGCCCAGAAGGGGUCAGAUAAGCGGGAAUUGGGCGGGAAUGACCUGGCUGAUUCUGCCGAUUCUGCCGCUGAGCUACCUCCCAGUGUUGAGGACGCGAUUCCGGCAGAGGGCGUCGAAGACCCUGUCGGCACGGUUGAGGGACUGGACACUGGACCCCAUGUCACUGCCGAGGACGUCGUGGAAGAUUUGCCCGAGGAAGGCUCUCAGACUGGCAAAGCGGAUUCUGACGAGAGUACUAGCGACAAGUCGGCCUCUGUUCAGUCGUCGUCGACCUGAUUCCGUCUCGACAAUGCUUGCAUUCCCGUGGCGCUGGAGCAUUA